AAUUUGCCUUCUUUUGCACUUGGUUUCUUGUGUUUUGCAGUCUGAUUAUUUGCUUCUUGGCCUGAUUGCUAUUUUUAUUCCUUGUCUAUUUGUGAUUGCAGUUUUUUUGGGUUGCUUCUUUUUGUGUUUUGGUGAGAGUUUUUAUUGUCAAUGUUUUGCAAUUUCAUGCUGUAAUGUGUGUUCCUGAUUUUCACGAGUGUUAAUUUCAUGUGAUCAUGAGCCGGAUGAUGUUUAAUUAAAACUGUUCCCCACCUGUUUUGGUUCACAUAGAUUUUGGUUUGCAAAAUAACUAAUAGGAGUACUUUUCAUCGAUCCCCUGUUGUUAACUUUUGACUCAGGCAUAAUUGAAUGAUUGUGGGAUCCAAUAGCUCUGAUCAUUUAAGGCAAGAAAUCAUUAGUUUAGCCUUAUGCUUUAUGCAUAAUACUGCUUUCAUCUAAACAAUGCUUCUUGCUACACACAUUUAAUUGCAUUUAUUUGUGUUAGCCUCCAACUAAAUUUUAGUACUAUUCAAUUUCUUGCAAAGGUUUUAAUUUACCUUUUCGUUUAGAUUUUCCACAUUUUUUGGUUAGAUUUGGUGAACUCUGCCACAGUUUAUGCAAAAGGGGAUUACUUGUGCUCAAGGCUUUCUGCAUCAUAACUUGAAUAUUAUCAAUAGCAUAAUUGGCCAACAAUGUAUAAUAUAACACUAGACUUCUGCAGUUUAUCAGGAUGCAUCCCUAUAGUUUGUAGUUCUACUUGAUAUUGGGUUGUGGCUAUUUGUUAAUGCUAAAUGUUUAUUAUCAUUUUAGAUUCAUUUCCUUUCCUCUCCUCGCAUAUGUAUUUUGUUAAUCUGGACGAACUUUCUUUGCGCUUCCAUUCAUCUUUUUCUCUAACUCAAUCAGAUAAAGCACCCUGUUUUUGCGGCUCUUCGUGCGCUUGGGUUGAGAUGUGUCCCCCGGCACAGCCCACUCCUUGUGAGAUUGGUUUUUACUGGAGCGAUGAGCAAAUUAUUUUGUUACUUGCAGAUUACUCACCGGGGUCCCGUAUCCCAGAUAACGUGCUAGAUGAUUCAAACCCUUUCCAGUCCCAUCCCCGUAAUUUACCUGGUCACACAAUUUAUCGUGGACGGAGGGAGUGUAAUACAACAAUCUAGCCACCCGGAAAGAGUUGUUGGCAUUUUCUGGUUAAACAUGUCUUAUUAUGAUGGAAUGUGGUUCUUGGUCCACUCGAAUGAGAAAAAAGGGAUGACUGAUGGGUUCUGGAAAGCCAAAGGAGAACCUUGUAAGGUUUACUCAAACAAUGGGAUAAAUGGUUGGAGAACCACUCUUGAAUAUUUUGAAGGCUUAGCUCCCGAUGGACAGUUAACUAAUUGGUUUAUGCAAGAGUACAAAAUUUCACCGAAUGAAUUAGGUGACAAAUGUAGUCCAAAGGCUUCCAGAUUGCUAUGCAGAGUCUUCCUCUGUGGCGACGACAUUUCCAGGAGCAAGAUGAUAUCCCAAAACUGCAAAAACAUCAUUGAGUCAAAGAAUCUCAAUCCAGUGAAGUCGAUCAAACCUGAUGCUAAUGUAACAUCUGACCAGGACAUGGAGCAUGAACCUCGGGCAAAUAGAGAAAAUGAUGUCGGGACACUUGCUAUGGCAUCUGAUGUGAAACCAAGCUCUCCUCCGGGAGACUUUUCCGAAGGAGAAUGCUUCUCUAGAGGCGACUUCCUGGAAUUGGAUGAUUUACAAGAUCCUGAAUCACAUUCUUCUAGCUCACAGAACUCGAGCUGUCCAAGCAAGUUAUCAGAAGAAUAUUUUGGUUCUGAUCAUUUUGGUUCUUCUGAUUUUCUGCGGGAUCUUGAGGAAGAAGUGGAGAAGAGUUGCAGAGAGGAGCAAUUUUCACGUUCAUGUCACAGAUUUAGCGCACAAAUUGUGCAAAACAACGUGGUCUUGCAGCCUGCACUUCCCGGUUCUUCUGUAGUGUAUGAUUCUGUAAGGGGUGAUGUCGCUGAGACUCCAAGCACCAGUCCAGGUGCAGACGAAACCUCAAACGAUAAAAAAGUUCACUCAAAAGCUGAAGGAGCUGCUUCGACUUCGAAUGGUGCGACAAGAGAAGAGAAGAAGAGUGGUGGUUCAAGCAGAAUUAACAAGUUCAAGACCUAUUUCUGUUUUGCAGCAUUCUAAAUCCAACAUUCUUGGAGAAAACAAGGUAGAAAAAUGGAAGAAAAUGAGGUUGUCAUUGGAUAUGCUAAAUUUAGUAUAUGAGGAAGAAGAAAAAGAAAGGACAGAAAAAUAAAUGAUUUUUUAAAAAAACUAAGCCUAUGAGGACAGGGUACUAGAAAACUGAAAAAGUUAUGUAGUAAUAUCUGAUUGAAGCUGUAAUUUAUAGUGUUUGUGUUAGUGUAAAAUAUGUAGUGGUAUAACCUAAUUUGAAUCAUUGUUAUGACUGUAUGAUGUUCCUUGAUUACUAUCAAGGUCGUUUUGUUAGAACUUA
Messenger RNA from Salvia splendens (bonfire salvia), 2455 nucleotides. Its product is annotated as NAC domain-containing protein 41. The transcript is spliced from 6 exons. Gene Ontology annotation, biological process: regulation of DNA-templated transcription. Bases 1045 to 2145 code for a protein of 366 amino acids. Gene Ontology annotation, molecular function: DNA binding. Lineage: Eukaryota; Viridiplantae; Streptophyta; Magnoliopsida; Lamiales; Lamiaceae. The record is from RefSeq and is a predicted model, not a curated record.